GGAAAAGACAUCUCUUGAAACAGCGAUAGGAGUGACUCUGCUGAACAGAAAGCUCCAGGGGGACUGGUGCUUGUACGAACGACAAAGUCAUCUUCAUUUUCACUAGAGUUAGGACUCCAGAGGAACUUGGUAAAGAGCAGAAUGGCAGCACAGGUGAAGGGAGCUUCAACCAUGGCAAACAAGGGUCCAUCGUAUGGGAUGAGCCGCCAAGUGCAGGAUAAAAUCGAGCAGAAGUACGACCCUGAGCUGGAGGUGCGUUUGGUGGAGUGGAUCGGGACUCAGUGCGGCUCUGGGGUCGGAAAACCGGAGGCUGGAAAACUGGGUUUCCAGGCCUGGCUCAAAGACGGAUGUGUUUUGUGUGAGCUCAUCAAUACUCUGUGUAAGGACAAGCCUGUGAAGAAGAUCCAGAGCUCCAGCAUGGCUUUCAAACAGAUGGAGCAGAUCUCACAGUUCCUCAAUGCUGCCGAGCGAUACGGCGUCGUCAAAACCGACAUGUUUCAGACCGUAGACCUGAAUUUCUGUGCAUCUUUAAUUGAGCUGUGCUUUAAUCACGCUGCUGCUGUGACGUCAGGGAAGGACCUGGCCGCGGUGCAGAGGACACUCAUGGCUCUGGGCAGCAUCGCUGUUACUAAAGAUGACGGCUGCUUCCACGGAGACCCCAACUGGUUCUUCAAGAAAGCUCAGGAGAACCGGAGAGAUUUCUCUGAUGGCCAGCUGAAAGAAGGGAAGAAUGUCAUAGGCCUGCAGAUGGGAUCCAAUAAAGGGGCGAGCCAGUCUGGCAUGACAGGCUACGGCAGACCUCGACAGAUCAUGAACCCAUGAGUCCAGCGCUCACCACGUCCUUCCCUCGGCUCCCGAGCACCCCAGCUGACCCACAGUGUCAUAAACACAGACUCCACUCAGUACUAAAACACGCUUCCACACCCAGUGUCAGUCCAUCCUUGUGAAAGAUAUUUGGUCUAAUUAAAAUCUUCUUUGUUGAA
Cyprinus carpio (common carp) is the source of this 983-nucleotide messenger RNA. RefSeq names its product transgelin-like. The coding region runs from base 142 to 822 and encodes 226 amino acids. NCBI's taxonomy places the organism in Eukaryota, Metazoa, Chordata, Actinopteri, Cypriniformes, Cyprinidae. Gene Ontology annotation, molecular function: protein binding. The transcript has 6 exons. The record is from RefSeq and is a predicted model, not a curated record.